This is a messenger RNA of Brugia malayi, 1602 nucleotides long. RefSeq lists its product as uncharacterized. The record is from RefSeq and is a predicted model, not a curated record. The transcript has 11 exons. Gene Ontology annotation, molecular function: ATP binding; protein serine/threonine kinase activity. Gene Ontology annotation, biological process: protein phosphorylation. Lineage: Eukaryota; Metazoa; Nematoda; Chromadorea; Rhabditida; Onchocercidae. The coding region runs from base 1 to 1602 and encodes 533 amino acids.
AUGUCUACUGAAAACAUAAGUAUUAAGUCUCAAAAACUUGGUGAAGCAGUACAUGAAGGAUGGCUGAUGAAGAGAGGCGAGCACAUCAAGAAUUGGAGGCCAAGAUAUUUCGUUCUUUUCAAGGAUGGUGCUUUGUUAGGGUUCAGAGCGAAACCUGAUCCAGACCAGCCACUUCCCGAUCCAUUGAAUGAUUUUACAGUUAAAAAUGUUCAGUUGAUGAAAGUAGAAAGGCCAAAACCAAACACAUUCCUAGUUCGUGGCCUGCAGUGGACAACCGUCAUUGAAAGAAUGUUUAAUGCUGAGAGUGCCGAAAUACGUGAGGGAUGGAUUAAUGCAAUAAAGGUUGUUUCGGACUCGCUUAAGGAGUCGGAAUCUGAAAUGGAUACAGAAAUAAUGGAAGAAUCUAGUAUUCUGUCCGAAGUAAAUCGUCAGAUAACAACUACGCAUGAGCAACUCAAAAUGUCAGUGAACAGUGGAGGACGAGAUAUGAUGAGUAUGGCUGAUGCUGCAGAAGCUGCACGAAGAGAUAAGAUCUCUUUAGAAGAUUUCGAAUUCCUGAAAGUACUAGGUAAAGGUACUUUUGGUAAAGUAAUCUUGUGUAAAGAACAACGAACAAGGAAACUUUAUGCAAUCAAAAUAUUGAAGAAAGAAGUCAUUAUUCAAAAGGAUGAAGUGGCGCAUACUUUAACAGAGAAUCGUGUGUUACAAAGAUGCAAACAUCCGUUUCUAACUGAACUACGAUAUUCAUUUCAAACCAGUGAUCGACUAUGCUUUGUUAUGGAAUUUGCAAUUGGCGGUGAUCUUUAUUAUCACCUUAAUAAGGAAGUACAGUUGAAAAGAGCAGGAUUCAGUGAAUCACGUACUUGCUUCUACGGUGCUGAAAUCGUCUCCGCAGUUGGCUAUUUGCACGCAAACAAUAUUAUUUAUCGAGAUCUGAAGUUAGAAAAUUUGCUUCUGGACAAAGAUGGCCAUAUAAAGAUAGCCGAUUUUGGUUUGUGUAAGGAAGACAUAUCCUUCGGUGAUCGAACAAGGACUUUUUGUGGUACACCAGAAUAUUUAGCUCCCGAGGUACUCGAAGAUAAUGACUAUGGUCGUGCAGUGGAUUGGUGGGGUGUCGGUGUUGUGAUGUAUGAAAUGAUGUGUGGCCGUUUACCGUUUUAUUCAAAGGAUCAUGAAAAAUUGUUUGAGCUAAUUCUUACUGGUGCUAUACGUUUUCCAUCAAAAUUAACAGCACCAGCUAGAGCUUUGCUCACUGGAUUGCUGGUUAAAGAUCCGAAUCAAAGACUUGGUGGAGGACCGGAAGACGCGCAAGAAAUUAUGCAGCACGAAUUUUUUAAUAAUAUCGACUGGGAAAAGUUGUAUCGGAAAGAAAUCACUCCUCCAUUCAGGCCGAACGUUCAAUCGGAUACUGAUACAUGUUACUUCGACAAGGAAUUUACUCAGGCUCCAGUACAACUUACUCCACCAUCAGUUCGUUCAGGACCUUUGGAUACAGUUGAUGAAAUGGAUGAAAUGCAAAAUAAUUUUGUACAAUUUUCUUUUCACAAUGCAGUGUCGUCUCCUUUGCGUAAUGUUAAUGAUACAAUGGACGCACUCGAAUAA